This is a messenger RNA of Drosophila ficusphila, 1460 nucleotides long. RefSeq names its product sister chromatid cohesion protein DCC1. The transcript has 3 exons. Bases 78 to 1355 code for a protein of 425 amino acids. The record is from RefSeq and is a predicted model, not a curated record. Lineage: Eukaryota; Metazoa; Arthropoda; Insecta; Diptera; Drosophilidae. Gene Ontology annotation, cellular component: nucleus; chromatin; chromosome, centromeric region. Gene Ontology annotation, biological process: maintenance of mitotic sister chromatid cohesion; mitotic sister chromatid cohesion.
AGUCCGCUGGUCACAUUAAUUUUUCCCGCCUAUUGUUUUGGACAAUUGGUUUUUGUUUACAUCUUUUUGCUGCAAAAAUGGAAUUCAUGGAGGUGGAUGAAAACACUCCCCAGCUAUAUGUUCGCACGCCGGAGGAUGUAAAGGUCAUUGUCAAGCACGCUAAAUUGGAUGAGCGCCAGCUGACCCAACUCACCCAAGCACUUUAUUUUCCCUCCGCGGACGUAGAUUGCGAUAACCUCCGCCUCCUGGAGCUGGACGGGCACAUGCUGGAGCAGAUCCGCGAUGGCCAGAAGCUCUACUUUAAGGGCGGCCAAAAUGAAAAAGUGGUUCUUUGCACGGAUGAGCGAACCUACGAUGUGAAAGGUGCAGAGAUAUCCAACAGUCUGCUUUUGGUACCGGACCUUAAGUUCGCCGCCGCCACCAGCACCUCGCCGCUAAAGAGUCCGCGGACUGGUAAUGCAAAUGCCUCCCUGGAACGGAGUCUCAACGAUAGCACGGAGGACGAACUGGAGGUGCCAAGAACCCUGGAACAACGGCCUGUGCUCAAGGUGUUCCACGAAUAUUUUGAGUGUCGCGAAAUCAAGCCGCGAUUCCGCAAGCUGGGGGAACUGCUACAACUAACUCGGUAUUCAGGACCAGAAAAUGAGUUCUGCGUCGAGCAGAAGCUUCUCUUCACACUCAACCAACUCCUGGAUACGGUGCAGUGCAGCCGAGCGCAGUUUAUGGAGGGGUUAAACCAAUAUCGAGCCAUGGAGCUGGAUGGCCGCAUGCGUGUGAUGGAGUACGAGUACGAAUAUCGCAUAAUUAACAUGAUGCUGGGAGUUAUCAGCGAAAAUUCUUGGCCUUUAGACGAAGUGGAGAGGGAGGAAACCAUCAACGCACUAAAAGGCAUCGCUCCAGAGGAUGUUGUGGCGGGGCUCUUCGAUAUCUAUACCACACCCAGCGAACGUUGUCCUGGAAAGUUUGAGUACCAGGAGUCGCUGGUUGCGCGGAUUGUGGCUCAGAAUAUUCUGCAGCCAGGCUUGCGGUUCCGAAACGAGGAGUUUAUGCGCACCUGGCAGGAGGCGCUACCCGAGGGCAUGACCUGCGAUUUGAAGUAUCUUCGUGGUCUGGGCAUCUGCGAUAAAGAAGGAGCUCAGCCCUGUAUCCGUUCGCUGGCCGAGGAGCAACUGCCCACCAACAUCAACGAUCGCAUGAAGGCCUUGUUUAAGACCAAGCAAAGGUGGACCAUGGAGGAAAUGGAGCCUUACAUAGAAUGUUUUACUACCCCAACUUUAUCCGUAUCAACGCUACUAGCCAAACACGCCCGUUCAUUAACAGAUGGAGGCGUGCGUUACUUUGUUUCAAAGCAUUAAUGUAAACUGUAAUAGGAUAAGUAAUAAGUUGGGACACACUGUAGUUCAGUGGCGGAUCCACGGGGGGGUUUUAUUAUAAAAAUAAAUUUAAGGUUGUCCUAGGCA